AUGGAUAUGGAAUCGCUCCCCACCGGAAUAGGCUCGCCGGCCAACCGCCGCCGUCGAGCUCGCGUGGAGGAUCCCGUUGCUAAGCAUGGCCCGUUUUUUUUCGUCCCUGCCGGAGGUCGCCGCGGCCGAAACGGUGAUGAGCGGCGCCGCCGCGCUGUGGAGCUCCGCCGCCCGCUGCCCCGCCCGUGCCGAGCCCCUCCCCGCACCGCCCGCCACGGCCGAGCCCCUCCCCGCACCGCCCGCCACGGCCGCGCCACGCGACGCCCGCCACGGCCGAGCCCCGCGCCGCCGUCGCCCCGCCCCACCACGGCCGCGCCCCGCGCCGCCCUCGCCCGCCCGAGCCGAGCCCCACGACGCCCGCCCGGUGCCUCGCCUCGCCGCCCUCGCCGCGUGCCGCCCCGUCCCUCGCAAGGCCGCACCGCCGAGCGCCGCCCCACCACGCCCCGCGCCCUCGCCUCGCGCGCCUAG
This is a messenger RNA of Lolium perenne, 468 nucleotides long. NCBI's taxonomy places the organism in Eukaryota, Viridiplantae, Streptophyta, Magnoliopsida, Poales, Poaceae. The record is from RefSeq and is a predicted model, not a curated record.